This is a messenger RNA of Prionailurus viverrinus (fishing cat), 1490 nucleotides long. It is a transcript of the gene NKAIN1, whose product is annotated as sodium/potassium transporting ATPase interacting 1. Gene Ontology annotation, biological process: regulation of sodium ion transport. The transcript has 7 exons. The record is from RefSeq and is a predicted model, not a curated record. NCBI's taxonomy places the organism in Eukaryota, Metazoa, Chordata, Mammalia, Carnivora, Felidae. Bases 364 to 987 code for a protein of 207 amino acids.
CGCCCGGGCGGCUGCCCCAGCUGGGCAGUGCUGCUGUGCGCCGCGCUCGGUGCCCGCGCUCCCCGCUCCGCGCUCCCCGCCAGCCGCCCCGGGGCAGGAGGCGCGCCUGGCGGCCGGCCGGCCAGACAAAGGAGGCGCGGCGCGGCGGAGCCGGCGCGGGCCAACGGACCAUGGACUCGGGGCGCGAGCGGCCGGCCCCAGCCCUGAGGACCCGGCGCCCCCGGGCCCGGCCCUAGGCGCCCGGCUCCGCCGCCCGGGGCGCGCAGCGGGGAGGACGCGGAGCCCGUGCGGCGCGGAGGAGGAGGCGGCGGCCGCCGAGCUAGAGGGGCGCCGCGGCGGACGGCCCGCGCGGCCCCCGGAGCCAUGGGCAAGUGCAGCGGGCGCUGCACGCUCGUCGCCUUCUGCUGCCUGCAGCUGGUGGCUGCACUGGAGAGGCAGAUCUUUGACUUCUUGGGCUAUCAGUGGGCUCCUAUCUUAGCCAACUUCCUGCACAUCAUGGCCGUCAUCCUGGGCAUCUUCGGCACCGUGCAGUACCGCUCCCGGUACCUCAUUCUGUAUGCAGCCUGGCUGGUGCUCUGGGUUGGCUGGAAUGCAUUUAUCAUCUGCUUCUACCUGGAGGUCGGACAGCUGUCCCAGGACCGGGACUUCAUCAUGACCUUCAACACGUCCCUGCACCGCUCCUGGUGGAUGGAGAAUGGGCCAGGCUGCCUAGUGACACCUGUCCUGAACUCCCGCCUGGCCCUGGAAGACCACCAUGUCAUCUCUGUCACCGGCUGCCUGCUUGACUAUCCCUACAUCGAAGCACUCAGCAGUGCUCUGCAGAUCUUCCUGGCUCUGUUCGGCUUUGUGUUCGCCUGCUACGUGAGCAAAGUGUUCCUGGAGGAGGAGGACAGCUUCGACUUCAUCGGUGGCUUUGACUCCUACGGAUACCAGGCGCCCCAGAAGACGUCGCAUUUACAACUGCAGCCUCUGUACACGUCGGGGUAGCCGCGCUCCCCACCCGGGCGCCGCGUGCUUGCUGGCUAGACUGAAGCUGAGGCCACCAGGUCGGGCCCAAAUGGCAGGAGCGCCCCCUGGCGGCUAGCGGACCGACUGCAGCCUGCACUGGCUGGGUCCGCCGGACAUGGACCUGGCCCUUCGCAGCCCGACUCCAAGGGUGGGGCGGGCCGGGCGGGGGAGGGGAUCGCGGGGGUUUGUAUUUUUUUUUUUUUUUUAUCUCAGCCUUGGUGUGCGCUGGGGCCUCCCUCCCUGCUCCAGCCUCUUCUUUUUGAAACCCUUCACCCAACUUCCGGUCCCCUGUCCAGAGAGAAAUGGACCUCAUUUUACCACACUGGUUCACCAGCCUUGGGGAGAGUUACUGUGACCUAGAAGCAGGAGUCCUGGGUUCCAGUUGCAGCUCCGUCACUGACUCUCUGUGUGACAUCUGGCAAGGCCCUUGCCCUCUCUGGGCCUCAGUUUCCCUCAAAUAAUUAAAAUAAUCUCUUAGCAGA